Messenger RNA from Pelodiscus sinensis (Chinese soft-shelled turtle), 3783 nucleotides. The record is from RefSeq and is a predicted model, not a curated record. Lineage: Eukaryota; Metazoa; Chordata; Testudines; Trionychidae.
UGCGUCGGUGCGGGAGGCGGAGCCCUUUGCUGCCACCGGCCUGGUCCAGAGUCUUCCAGUGGCUUGACCCCGCGAGUGGGAGGGCAGGGGAGGAAAGCUGGGAGUUGGGGGAUUGAGUCUUCUAGCCAGUCCUGACUGUAGCUGCUGUUUUCCCAAGACUGUUCCCUGCGUCCUUGUCUCCUCCUGCAGGAUGCUGAGGGCGGUGCUGUGCGCCGUCUUUCUCUUCGGCGCCCUGCCAUCAUUGGCCAGGGAAUCCCGAGGCCAUGUCUCAGUGGUCCUGCUGGGCGCCACGGGGGACCUGGCCAAGAAGUACUUGUGGCAGGGGCUGUUCCAGCUCUACCUGGAGCAGGUGAGCAGUGGACACAGCUUCACUUUCCACGGGGCCGCACUGACAGCGCACGAGCCAGGGCAGAGGCAGAUGUUCGAGGUGUUGAAGAAGCUGGCCUGCCCCUCGGACGUGUCCCCCGACAGGUGUGCUGUGGUCAAGGACCAGUUCCUCAAGCUGAGCCGGUACUACCAGCUGAAGACGGCCGAGAACUACACUGCCUUGAACAGGGAGAUUGAGACACUACUCCAGCAGGAGGGACUGGAGGAAGCCGGCAGGAUCUUCUACUUCUCCGUGCCGCCGUUUGCCUAUGCGGAGAUCGCCCGCCACAUCAAUAGCAGCUGCAGGCCGCGCCCUGGCGCCUGGCUACGGGUGGUGCUGGAGAAGCCUUUUGGCCAUGACCACAAGUCAGCCCAGCAGCUGGCCAUCGAGCUAAGGACCUUCUUCCGGGAAGAGGAGAUGUACCGGGUAGAUCACUACCUGGGCAAACAGGCGGUGGCCCAUAUCCUGCCUUUCCGAGACCAGAACCGACGCUUUCUGGACCCAAUCUGGAACCGGCAUCAUGUGGAGCGAGUCGAGAUUGUUCUGAAGGAGACUCUGGAUGCCAAAGGCCGCACCAGCUUCUACGAGCAGUACGGCGUCCUCCGCGACGUCCUCCAGAACCACCUCACCGAGGCGCUGCUCUAUCUUGCCAUGGAGCUGCCGGCCAACGUCAGCAGCGCCGAAGAGAUUCUCCGGCACAAGCUGCAGACCUUCAAGUCCUUGCAGGGCCUGGAGAGCACCAGUGCGGUGCUGGGUCAGUACCAGGCCUACGCCAGCCAGGUGCGGGAGGAGCUGCAGAAGCCCCAGGACUACGUCACCAUGACACCAACCUUUGCAGGUGUGUUGAUUCAGCUAGACAGCCUGCGCUGGGAGGGAGUCCCCUUCAUCCUCACUUCCGGCAAAGCCCUAGACGAGCGGGUGGGCUACGUCCGCGUCCUCUUCAAGAACCGGGCCUACUGCACCCAGCGCGAAAGCUGGAGGGAGGCGGGACGGAGCCAGUGUGGCACCAAGCAAAUCGUCUUCUACAUCGGGCAUGGGGAGCUGAACAGCCCUGCCGUGCUGGUCAGCCGGAACCUCUUUAAGCCCGUCAUGCCAGAGGGCAGCUGGAAGGAGGUGGCAGAUCACCCGCAGCUGCACCUCUUCGGGCACCCGCUGUCUGAUUACUACGUGUACAGCCCUGUGCAGGAGAGAGAGGCGUACUCCGUCCUCAUCUCCAGCAUCUUCCACGGCAGGAAGGACUCUUUCAUCACCACUGAGAACCUGCUGGCGUCUUGGGAGUUCUGGACCCCGUUGCUGGAGAGCGUAACCCAAAGGGCCCCGCGCCUGUACCCGGGGGGCCUGGAGAACCAGCACCUCCUGGACUUUGAAAUGACAGGCAGGGAGCUGUCCUUCCUGCUGGAGGAGCCAGUGGAACUGCUGCAUGCCAAGACGCAAGCACCCAGCGACUACAAAACCAUCCAGGCCAAGUUUCGGCAAAGCCCCUUGGUCUCAGCGUGGCCGGAGGAACUGAUUGUCCGGUUGGCUUCGAGCGGUGAGUUCCACCUGGCCCUGUCCGGCGGCUCGAGCCCCAUUGUCCUGUUCCAGCGUCUGGCGAUGCACCACUAUGGCUUCCCGUGGAGACACACCCACUUGUGGCUGGUGGACGAGCGCUGCGUGCCGCUCACCGACACAGAGUCCAACUUCCGCAGCUUGCACGACCACCUCCUCCGGCACGUCCAAGUGCCCUACCUCCACAUCCACCCCAUGCCGGUGCACCUCAACCGGCGCCUGUGUGUGGAGGAGGACCGAGGGCCGGAGCUGUACGCCAAGGAGAUCGCCGCCCUAGUGAGCAACGCCAGCUUGGACUUUGUGCUGCUAGGGCUGGGCUCCGACGGGCACACGGCUUCGCUCUUCCCACGCUCGGCCAGUGGCCUCGCAGGGGCCCAGAUGGUGGUGCUCACGGAGAGCCCCAACAAACCCCACCAGAGGAUGAGCCUCAGCCUGCCGCUCCUCAACAAAGCCAGGCAGGUGGCCGUGCUGGUGAUGGGGAAGGGCAAGCACGAAAUCGCCACCCAGAUCAGUCGAGUGGGGCAGGAGCCUGGAAAAUGGCCUAUUUCAGGGGUCAUGCCCAGCUCUGGCCAGCUGGUGUGGUACAUGGAUUAUGACGCUUUGUUUGGAUGACCUCUCGGUUUCCUCGCCCCUCGGGUCUGUCUCGUUGCCCCUUGGAGCCUGGAUUUUCCAACAAUGCGCACACGUGCCUGUGUUUUCUAUAAUAGCAGCGCCUGCUCUGAACAGUCCCUCUAACUUACAUGAAGAACCAUUGCCUGCAGCCGCUCUGUCAUCUGAGCCUAGGAAGGGGGGCGGCUCAGAUCAGCAUUGCAUUCCUGACUCUGCCGUCACAGCGCCACUCGGUGCCUCAGUUUCCCCCACACAUUAUGGUGUUAAUAAUGCCUACUUCCCUCGCGGGAGCCACCAGAGACAACUCUGGUCAGUUGCCUGCGGAGCUUUUCAGGAGUCUCGGAGGAGAGGAGCGGAGAGAAGCGCGGUGCUACCGACUGUUAAUGUUCACCUCGCAGGAGGCAGGCUGCCCCAGUCACUUUCACGGUGGCCAAAGGCCCAGUCACAGUCCCAUUCCAACUGUGUUAGAAUCCCGUAUGUGCCAGCCCUUUGCUUCAGCAAAAUACUGACCAUUUUCCUCACUCUCUUCCUCCGUGAAGCUCUCCUAGUCUGCUGUUUUCUGAUGCGGUUCCUGUUUUAGAUCUCUCCCCUACUGGCAGGCCUGGGACUCUGCUUCCUUGGUAGGACAACUGAUGUGUGGCCCUGACCCCAAUUCAGCAAAACGCCAAAGAAUUUGCUUAUCGAUAGGACUGAAGCGUGAGCUCGCCUGAAUCGGGUCUAGUCAUGGGUGGUAAAUACAGUAUCCGCCCUGUUAAUACCUGCAAAGGGAUACUGCUGUAGUCUGUCAGCCCCAUGGCAUGCUGGGGAGCAGUCACUCGCUCUUGCAAGCUUUUCAAGAGGGGUAGCCAUGCCUGGCUGAAGUCCUUGGGCACUGGAGUUCUCCAGACCCUGCCUACUCGCCUUAUUGUCUCUCAUUAACGUUUGUCAGUUGCAUUGGCCCCAUUCAUUGGGGUUGAGAGUGGGGGAAUCGAUUAGUUCCCUUCCCCGUUGCUCUGUUUAUGCAGCCCUGGAAGCUGCAAGCAGCCAGGGACUAUCCCUCGUUGACCAGUACUGUCCGCUCCCCAGCACCGUGCCGAGUGCCAGUUUGAGGAUUUAGAAAUUGCCUUCUGCAUGGGUGCGGUUUACCCACUGCAAUUUCUGCUCUUCCUAAGUGGGAAGCCAGCACCACAGGGGAUGCAAAGGGCAAGGGCUAUUUAGGGUUUCGAGAUUAUGGGGCUUGCACUGAACAUCACAGCUCAGCUCUGGUUUUUCUGAAGGUG